AUUGCUUUUGUCUUUCACUCACUUGCUUUUAAUGAGUAGCAAUUACAGCAGCACGGCGCAAGAUAACGACAAAUGGUCGCUUUCAUCAUAUUCAGUUUGUUCUCCACAGUCUAUGCUACAGGACACAGGUCGGUCUUUUUCUCCAAGGAGGGAGACACUGUGAAUAUGAGCUGCACUUUUCCCAACAUUAUAGAAGGAGACAUCAAUUACAAGAUCCAUUGGCUUAAGAGUACAGAGAAUGACAGAACGGCGCUGCUGGAUGCCAAAAAAGAAUGUACAGCGGCGACCUGUAAAUACAAAAUUAACACAGUUAAUGAAACAACUGUAAAUUUAGUCAUUUAUAAUGCCCAGAGAAAUGAUUCUGGCGAAUAUUAUUGUUCAGAGAACAUGGGUAGCUACCUCAAAUUUCCAGAUAAAGGAGUCGUCCUCGUCGUAGGAGAUGAUCCUAAGAUGAAAGGCAAAGUGUCUCUUUUUGUCUCACAGUACGGGUCAAGCGACCAUGUGACUCUCAUUUGUCUGGUGACGGAGAUCUCCACACCCUACAUGUCCUUGAGGUGGUUUAUUAAUGGCAAUUUACAAAGUGUGCACACACCCGGCUCUGGGCUAGAAGUGCACAGUGAAAAUGCAAGUAAGCUGAAGGUGAUGAGCAGCUUGGCUGUGUCUGCUGAGGUGUGGCACACUGGUGCCGUGUGUGCGUGUCAAGUGCAGCUCGCUUUAAACACGUCGAGGCAUAGCAGCAUCAACAGAAAAGGAUCUUGCUUUGGAAAGUUUGCUGUUUUUACUGCAAUAGCACUUGGAUUUUUGUUACUUGUCUGGUUUGCAAGUUUCAUACUGACAGAUUGCAGAGAGAUGGCUGGAAACUGUGAAAAAAGAAGGGAAGAAUUCUCCACUAGUGAUGCAAAGGAUAACUAUGAUAUAGUCACCUAUGCAAAGCUGGAUUUUGGACCUCAUGGAAAAAAUGACAAAAUCGUCAACAAACAGGCAUAAUAUAUCACAUAAAAGUGGGCAAAAUUAAAAAAUGUAUUUCAAGAAAAAAACAAUUCCUGUGUGUAUGUUACGUUUUUGCUUAAUGUUAUGCUUUAGUUAAUGUAUAAACAAAAUCAUUCUAUAUUAUUUCAGCAUAUUUUUCUUACUGUUCUUUUCUUUAGUGAGUGAUAGCAUUCUACUUAUUCUGUACAGCUGCUGAAUUUUGAUCUAUGAGCAUGCAGUACACUGAAAAAGCUACAUUUGUACAAAACUUAUCAUUAUUAUGUCUCUUUAAUAAUCAGCUUAAUAUAUUACCAUUAAUUUCAUUUAGAUGUUGGCUGAAUUUUCCCUUUGAAUGUAUUUUUUUUUUGCUGAUAUUGUCAUUUAAAUGCAGCUCUUCAAAGUUAAAGGUGCAUCAGUGGCUGAUGCCUUCACAUCUGUCCCCGGGCGCAGCAUCCAGGGGGCGCCAAAUUGAUGUUACAAAAU
Molecule: messenger RNA, 1452 nt
Organism: Polypterus senegalus (gray bichir)
Lineage: Eukaryota; Metazoa; Chordata; Cladistia; Polypteriformes; Polypteridae
Product: M1-specific T cell receptor beta chain-like
Exons: 6
Coding region: 73-987 (304 amino acids)
Biological process (GO): cell surface receptor signaling pathway; positive regulation of T cell proliferation; T cell costimulation
Cellular component (GO): external side of plasma membrane
Source: RefSeq, a predicted model, not a curated record